Messenger RNA from Entamoeba histolytica HM-1:IMSS, 563 nucleotides. Its product is annotated as alcohol dehydrogenase, putative. Gene Ontology annotation, molecular function: aldose reductase (NADPH) activity. Lineage: Eukaryota; Evosea; Mastigamoebida; Endamoebidae. The transcript has a single exon. The record is from RefSeq and is a predicted model, not a curated record. Gene Ontology annotation, cellular component: cytosol. The annotation marks the transcript as partial.
AUGGACUUUUACUUUACAUUAAACAAUGGUUAUAAAAUUCCUAAACUUGGACUUGGAACAUGGAUGUCAGCGAAUGGAGAAGUUGGAAAAGCAGUAGAGAUUGCGAUAAAGAAUGGAUAUCGACAUAUUGAUUGUGCAAAAGCAUAUGGAAAUGAGAAAGAGGUUGGAGAUGGGAUUAAGAGUGCUAUAGCAAAGGGGUAUGUUAAAAGAGAGGAAUUAUUUGUUACAACCAAAUUAUGGAGUACUGAUAAACAUAAAGAAGAUGUUCGACCAGCAUGUCUUGAAUCAUUAAAGAAAUUACAAUUAGAAUAUCUUGAUCUUUAUAUUAUUCAUAUUCCAUUAACAGCAGAUAAGAAAACAGGAGAAUUUACUGAAGAAAUAAUUCCAAUUGAAGAAACAUGGAGAGAAAUGGAGAAAUUAGUUGAAGAAGGAUUAGUUAAAAGUAUUGGAGUAUCUAAUUUCAAUAUUAAAAAGUUAGAAGAGUUAUUAGCUAUUGCUAAAAUCCAACCAGCAGUUAAUCAAUUUGAAUUUCAUAUUUAUUAUCAACGACCAAAAUUACACCA